AUGACCAAUGCAGAACGGGACAAUGAUGACGAAUGUGUUUCAUCUGAAAGUCAGCAGAAACGUAUAAAAAAGGAGAAGACAACCAGCCAAGCCAUGAAACGCCGCUUGUCAAGCUCUUCGUCAGAGUCCGGUGCACCUCCGGCCAGUGGCGCAUCGGACUGUGACAGAAGACCUCUACGGAAACGAUCAGCCAUUAGGCCUGAAUUCGAGCCGGUUGCAGUACCAGACGACUACUCAGGUAACUCAGGUAAUGAUAAUGUAUACAACGACCUGCAUCAAAAUGUUGUUGCAGGAGAAGCAGUCGGGCCAGAAGAGGAUGAAAAUGCAGAUGCAGAAGAACUAUUAGAUGAAGAAGAAGUCGAGGAAGAAGAAUCAGAUGAAGCAGUCUAUGCAGAAGAGCAUGGAAGUGCAGAAGAAUCAGAAGAAGCAUUGGAUGACGACGAAUUCGAAGAAGAUAUUGAAACAAGAGAAUUCGUGGCAUCUCUUGGAUAUUCGGACGAUGAGAGGAUAGAAGACUAUGAGGAUAGAUCUGGAGAAGAUGAAAACAAAGCACUGGAUCCAGAAGAAAUGGCUGAUGACAAGGACGAUGAUGCAGCAGAAGCAGAAGAAAAAGAAGACGUUGAAGCAGAGGAUGUAGAAGAAUAUGAAGAAGUGGAGGAAUGCGUUCAAGAUGUAGCAGCAGUUGAUCGUUCAAUCAGAAGUGGAAGCCAGGAAAUGACGUCGUCAAGCAGUUCGGACGAAUCAGAUGGAAGAGAUGAGCCUUAUGAACCGGGUCGUGAUCAUGAACACGAAAGCGACGAUCUCAUCGAAGACGAAGACUACGAGUAUGAAGACAGUAGGGAAUAUAGGAAUCAAUCACCUUUUUUGGAAGAACCUGUCGAUGAAGAGGAAUUUAUGCGCACUCACAAGCCGAUCGACGACAGAGGCUUUGAUAGUGAUCGAUAUGCAAGUGGUGAUGACAUGAUUCCUUGGCAAGAAGAAGAAGAAGCAGCAACAGGAGUGACAGAAAGAGAUGAUGACAAAGAAGAAGUGAUAGAAGAAGAACAAGGUACUCAAAUGGAACCCGGACAGAGCGGUCAGAAAACGAGAAAAAGACGCUGUCGAGCUCCGAAGAGUAAAACAUUGCAAGGCGAUCUACCGAAGGGGGUUGCUGGCUUCAAGCAGCGAGUCGAAAUCAUCGAAAACGAUUACCGUCCUGUGAUGUACCGCAAAAAAUCCAUUCCUCUGCUUCGAACCAGAGACAUCAAAGCCAAAAGGACACGUGUCACGCGGCGCAUUAUGCACCACGCGGUCCACGCAUUCCACAACGAGAACGAGAACACCGAGUUUGAAAAGGUCGAAGUGCUUUCUCUUGCUGAUGUAGUCGAUAAUUACCUCUGCCGCACCAAGAUGCUUCUGCCGGAGAACGAGCGAUUCCGUGACGAGUAUCGGGCAACCGCAGUCGAGUACGAAAACUCGGUCAAAAUGUUUCAUUUCGAUCACUCGAUGAAGAAGCACUCAUGCAAGCAGAAGCGGCUGAAAUACCAAUUGUCAUGGUGGCAUCGAGAGAAAAGGCCAUUUCAACGGAUGAAAUCUGGGUACUUCGAACCUCCUAAUGACCCGAUCUUCAAAAUCAAUAACGAUCCUCACUUGUACGAGCAGCACUUUCUCACGCCUCCGAAUCAGAUCUCGCAGUUUGAGAAAGUGGCAGAUCUCAUCAAGUACCGUCUGAAUAAAGUAUAAUUCAUGUGAACUUGAAGGUAUGUAUAUCUGCUUGUUUCAGAGAAGAACAUCAAACGACGUCAUAAGAGAUUCUGCCUAUUUUGUUCGAGAAUUCUUCAUGAUGAAGGCUGCAGUGUCGCUUCAUAUUCAGGUGUCCUCCGAUAUCCCCGAGUGCUUUGUUCCUCCCAUGCUCAAUUGCGGUAUGUUGCAUGUUAUGAAAAUAAAAAUAUAUCAACUGUUCUUUUUUCAGGAUACUUCCCAGUCAGUGCUGUAACGAUUGGCGAGAAAAAGGACUACCUCAUGGCUCGUUAUCAAGAAGCGCAGGUGGAAUACGUCAAUUUGAUUUAGUAAGAGAAAAAAGAGAAAUAUAGUCAUUUAUAAAAUAGAAAACCGUAUGAUUUCAGUCGCGACAUUGAACCUCCGCCAGAGUUCAGAGUCUCGUACAUUACUGGACAAGAAUUGUAUGACUUUCACGAAAUGGGACGGCACAUUCAUGGAUUCUUCGUUGUUUGGGAAGACAUCAAUGAUGUGUAUGAUGACUACGACGGCACUAAGAAGUCAAAGCGUUAUUUGGUUGAAAUCUUCAAUUUCCUUCGCUUCCCGCUUUAUGUCGAUUACAAAAGGUGAGUGACAAGUGAAUUAGAGAUGCAAAACGGGCGAUUUUAGGCGCCUGCGCCUGUUCUGCAUCCCUAAAAGGAAUAUUAUGUAUAUUGAUUUUUUAUAGAUGGGAAAACCGAUUGAAAACGGUCUUCGAUAAAGCGAUCGUUUAUGAUCUUCAUCUGGCCGAGUUGAUCCGAGUGAAUCGGCCUGUUUUUGAUGCUCUCGCGCAAACUGAUUCUUUGUUCAAUCCAAUGAAUUUGUCCGAAAUGUGCAUGAUGGUGAGUUUCAAGGGACUAAAAAACAGAAUAGUGAGUUGAUUUUACAGAUGACGGAACAUGAGAUCACUCCAAAAUACUUCAUCGGCAGUGUGGGCAGUUUUCAAUUCUACGAUGUGAGUUGAACCGUUAAAAAGUAUAUAGAACAUAUAUUGUUUCAGUGGUGUCGAGCAACAUGCAACGCAGAGUAUUUGUCGGCGUUCGUGAUAAUUUGUGGUGGUUCAAAAGUUCUGAGGAAACCCUCAAAACCGAAGUUUCCUCAUAUCGCAGUCUACAACUCAACGAACACGGAGGUGGCUAUCAUGAACGAGAAGAGGGAGAUUAAAACUGUUGAGACGUCGGUUCCAAUUCAAGAAAUUUACGUUUUCAAUCAAGACCCAAAAGAGCCAAUCCGCAAAACAGUAAUGCGACCAAAGUUACCUCACGAAAAGAGUUCCAUCACUCGCCUCAUCGUCGACAUUCCAAAAGAGGAACCAAAGAAGCCUCGCGGACCAGCCAAACCUCAAAGAAGAGAUUUCCAUCUCGCUUUCACACGCAAAAAACUGAUACGCGUGCGUCGCAAAAUCUACAAUCUCCCACCACCUCUACCAAAAACUCCGCCGGCACCCGAGCCCAAUCAAGUUAAGAAAAAGAAGAAACCGGGCAGAAAAGUGAAAUCGAAAGAGGAAAAAGCCAUGGAGCGAUUCGAUUUCUAUACAGAUCUUCAAGCCUCUGAGUAAGUCAAUUUGGUGUGUCACAGGUAUUAUACUACUACUAUUUCAGCAUCGAAUCUGAUUACGAGAUAGACAACUACGCCUCUGAUGAUUCCGACUUGUGCGAAAGGGAAAUGCCAAAGUUGAAGAGAUCCACGUCCUCGUGCUCAUUCUUCCUCGACUACCGCUAUCAAGAACACAUGAUCAACACAAUUUCGUGGUUCCACCAAAGGAAAAUAUCGAGAGCUCCGCAGCCGGACAAGACUAGAAAAAAGAGAAAGCUCAAGUUGAUUUACCAGAAACACAUGCUUCGGUAUAAGCUCGUCAAAAGCGAUGAUUUUGCGAUCAUGGAAGCGACCGAUUGUUAUAGUGGACAGUUUCCUCGUCUGAUAGAGGAAACCAGAAUAACUAAAAGUGAGUUGACUUCAUUAACUUCAGUUCACUGGGAAUAACUUUUUUGUAUUUCAGAUGCAAUGCGUACUCCGAGAAACUUCCGAUUGCAUAACAUUCCUCGUGUAUACGCAAGAGGUGAUCGAACUAUCAUCAAUGAUGUUAUUAUAACUUUGUCUAACAUGAUAUCCAGAAUUGUCGCAACUGAAGUAAGUUAUAAUGAUUAGUCGCAGUGUAAAACAAUUGCUUUUCAGUGUGCAACAAUUCAUUGUGCCAACGGAAUGUCGUGGAUGAUCCAGAAAGCCCAUCUCGCCAGAGUCGAUGAACUCGAACAACUCACUUUCGUUGGACCGACUUCUCUACCUCCUUUCGACUACUUGUCUCUCGAGAUGAUGUGCCUUGACCGUGUAACCAGCAAAGCCGAGUUCAAUUUGGCCAAAACCGCCAUUACCAGCGAUCUCACCAGAAAAUAUGAAACCGCGUGGUUCAAAACUCCAGAAGAACGGGCCGCAGCACUCAAGAAAGAGGCAGAUAAGCUGAAGCAAAAGCAGUUGGAGAAAGAGAUUGAGGAGCAAGAAAUGCGCGAACGCCUUCGUAAAAUGGCCGAGGAGAGCAAGCUACGAGAGGAAAAGGAAAAGGCGGAAAAGGAGAAGGCGGCAGAAGAGAAGAGAGCGAGAAAGGCGGCAAAGAAGGCGAAGGCUGCAAAGAGGAGAGAAUCCGCUUUAAACGGCAACGAAGAUUCAGAGGAAGAAGAUACAGAUGACGAGGACCUCGAAGAUGAAGAAUCCGAAGAGGAAGAAGAGGAGGAAGAUGAGCAAAAAAAGCUAGCGGCUGAAAAGGAAGAAAAGGAACGUCUUGAUCGUUUGGAGAAGGAAGAAAAGGAGCGUCUGGAGAAGGAAGAGAAAGAACGUCUUGAGAAGGAGGAGAAAGAACGUCUGGAAAAAGAACGCUUGGAGAAGGAACGUCUGGAUAAAGAACGUCUGGAGAAAGAACGACUCGAAAAAGAGCGCCUGGAAAAGGAACGUCUGGAAAAGAAACGUUUAGAGAAAGAGCUGAUCGAGAAGGAACGUUUGGAAAAAGAACGCGUCGAAAAGGAACGUCUUGAGAAGGAGAAGAUCGAAAAAGAUCGUCUGGAGAAGGAACGUCUGGAGAAAGAGCGUCUAGAAAAAGAACGUCUGGAAAAGGAGCGUCUGGAGAAGGAAAAAGAACGCCUCGAAAAGGAACGUCUGGAAAAGGAGAAGAUAGAAAAAGAGCGUCUGGAAAAGGAACGCCUUGAGAAAGAGCGCCUGGAGAAGGAACGCCUCGAACAGGAACGGAUUGAGAAAGAACGCCUCGAAAAGGAAAGAAUUGAGAAAGAGCAGAGCGAGAAAGAACGACUGGAGAAGGAGCGUCUGGAAAAAGAACGUAUCGAAAAGGAGAAGAUUGAGAAGAUUCGGAUCGAGAAAGAGCGCCGUGAACGUAUUGAAAAGGAGCGCCUGGAAAAAGAGAAGAUUGAGAAGGAGCGUCUGGAGAAAGAGCGAAUAGAAAGAAGACGACUCGCCAAAGAACGGAUUGACAAGAUGCGGAUGGAAAGAGAUCGUCUUGAGAAGGAAAACAACAAGCAGAAGGCAGCGGAAGAGGAACGUCUUCGAUUGCAACGUAUCGAACAGGAGGAGAAGAAGAAAGAACAAAUGGAAGUCCUGAAGAAACUGGAAGAGUUGGAAAGGAAAGAGAAGGAACUACUCCAGAGAGGAAAAACAGAAGAGAAGUCCGUAGAAAGAAAAAUUUCCGAGCUACCCGAUGAAAGUGCUGUGGAUCUGUUCUUUGUGGCGAACAACCCGAAGAAUGUUGAGUUGAGAAAAGCUCGCGACGACUUCCGAAAUUGCAAUCCUCGCGCUUUGAUCGUGGCGACUGCAAAUGUAAGUGUGCACAAUCUAUUGCUAACUAAACGUGAUUUUCUUUCAGAAAUGGUAUGGUGCGUAUCUCAACGAAUCGAAAAUGCAGAGUGACACGCUUCGAAGUAAACUAAUGGAUCUGGUCGAGGUACGGAGAUGUUUGAAACCAACUUCGCAAAUAUAUUUUUCAGAACAACCAGGUGAACUGGUUUGACAUUGAGAAUAAGACUUUUGUGAGUAUUACGAAAUGCUUCAAAUACAUGCUCGUGGCUGAAAAUGAACGAAUGUGGACGUUCGUUUAUGACGAAGAGUUGCUCAUGAAACAUGUUUCGUUCAAUCUGGAUUCAUUGUUUUCUCCGAACCGAUCGAUGCCUUCAACGAGAUAUCAGACUCCGAACAUCACCAGCAGGCCGAACUUCACUUCAACCCCGUUUGGUCAAACACCGAACCGAACAAUCGCUCGCGGUCAGUUUUUUGAAAGAAUCUUGCCUAGAAAAACGUGUAUGUAUUCAGAUAGUACCAUACGAACACAGCAAAGGUUCACCAUAAGUAACGAGACGGAGCAACAGGCGAAGCGUGAACGGCUAGCUGUGAUGAAUGCGGAACUCAAGAAGGCCGAGGAGAGCGAGCACGCCAGCAUUACAAUUCCUGAGAAGAGGGUGGAGAGCGUAACCGGCAGAACUCGGCAGCCAAGUUUAACCUUCGAUCGGAACCAAGUGAAGACGUUGUACGAAGAAUUGUUCACUAAGGAACAUAAGUGUUCGCUUUGGGAGAAGCUUCUCGAGAUGGAACUAUCAGAGACAAAGGAGGAGCGGAAGAAAUUGAGUGUUGAGAUUGACUCGAUUGCGGAAUACAGCAACUUGGUUCCAACAAAACAAGCGUCUUAUGUUUACGGACUGUUUGGAUUGGUCGAGUUUUUCUUGACUGGAAAGCUGACGGACAUUCGAUACCACGACAAUCUUCGACUGAUGCCAUUCGAGAAGGCAUUCAGGUCACACCCCGUCAUCAAAGAGUGCAUCGACCGUUUGAUGCUGACGUCCGUCUUGAUGGCAGAAGCUGGUCAAAAUUCCAAAGAAUUUGAGAUGUUAUGUACGUUCAAUGGAUCCAGAAAAAUCUUCGAGACAAUCAUGGUGCUGGUAUCGAAGAUCUUCAACUUGGCCAUGGAAGCUGAUGUUUCUUUCCACUUUGGAAACAACACCACCGUCAACCAAUACCUCCGAACCUGGGUGUUCCUGAUAGCAGCCGAAUGCAGACAUGCGCUAACUGAUAAGUACAACGUGCCAGCAGAACACCUCGCUCACUUUUACACCGAAGCGGUUUUGCUGCACAAUGCAGUGUACGACGUCCCCGGCUGGAAGCAAAGAGUUGCAAAGUACAGAUUUGCACCUGGUCGCUAUCGAGUGGACCUUCUUCGUCGACUGUUCACAGUGAUGGGCAUUUUCAACUCUAAGCAAAUUGCAAGGAUAAGAGAUAUUGUGCAACACGACGUUUCUUUGAAACUCAAAUACCGUGGGAAACAGGUUCCGUUGGAUGCUCUCAUAGAUCACGAUGGAAGUCUUCUUCUGCAAGAAGAGGUGGAGAUGGACCCUUACGAUUAUGAGGACACAUCUGAAAAGUCGUCGGUGGAGAAGGUGGUCGUGGGAGAAAGCCUGUACUUGGUGGCGGAAGGAUUGCCUCAGACAGCGCAAGCAGAAUACGUACACAAGAAGAAUCCGACUGAAGUCGCGGAACCAGUGACGUUAACGACAAUAGCAGUGCCGGCCAGGAAGGAACCGGAGAAGCCGAAGCGCGAAGUCAAACCAGUUACACCGUUGAAGGAAAUUGUCAAGGAGACAAAGUUCACACAACCGGAUCACAACACCUCUGCGUCAAUUCAAGCCGCCAAAAGAGCAGCAAAGGGACCAGCGCUUUCUAUCGCCGUACUGAAGAGGAUCAAGCAUACAGGUGAGAUUAUAGUCAUCGGGAACACUUCCAACUUGGUUUUUUCAGCGUCCCUGUGGAAAAAGGAUUUGGAGGCAGAUUACAUCUACCACGCCAAUUCAUCUCCCGUUCGAUGUAAGUAUAUUUGAAAGCAUUUUACAAUAACAAUAAUAUCAACACUUUUUUUUACAGUCUAUCAACUUUCGUGCACCGACAAAUGUUUUGUGAAUGCAACAGAACCUAGCCAUAUUCUCAAUGCAGACACAUCUGCUUUUGUUUUGCGGCACUUUAACACGAACAACAUGCGAGCAGCAGAGGAUUCUAGUAGGGAAAUCCGUCAAACUCAUUGCAUUAAUUCAAUACUUUCAGUUCUCACUUUGUUCGACAACAUUGUUCUCACAAAGGAAGAGUUCAACAAGCUGCAAUGGACGGUUAAGUGCACAAAGAUAACAUUUGGCAAAGACAGUCCGGAAGAGAGUUUUGCCAAGCCUGCUAUUGACUUCUACACCGACCUCAGGAACUUGACCAACGUACACAAAUUCAAAAAAGCUUGUAAGUGAAAAAACGCAAUGUUAUCCUGCAAAACUGAAUAUUUGUAGACUACGAUGGGCUGAUUGCGUUCAACAUCAAGUACUAUCAGCAAUACAAAUGGUUUAUGGGCUGUAUUCUACCCGAAAAGUUGGAUACAGAAAUUCAUGAGCUGAUUACUGAAUGCACUCCUUGCUGUCCUGGCUGUACAAACGGAGACGUUGUGAUUGUGAACGAAUGCAUCUGCGAUCAUUUCGAACAGAAAGGCGGGAAGAUGUUCAUAUACGCCAGCGCCAAUCAGAAAAUCUCACUGCGCAGUGUAACACGACUCGUUGGAAGAUUUGUUUGCGAGCACGGACCUGCUUCCUAUCUUCAAUUGCACUACAACCCUCUUCUCGACUACCGCGUUCCUCCGGCUGAGUGUCCCCACGAACUCAGGGCGUGUUCUCUUCGUGUCAACAGCAAAAAGGCAAUGUUGCGAGAUCUGCAAAAGCUGUUCAACAACCAUCCAACUCAUUUCCAAGAUGACAUGAGAGCAAGUUCCGAACUGGAAUCUGACGGACAGUCUUUGGUGUCAUCGCAACUGCAAGAACCCGACAAGGACCUGUUGUGCAGUGAGGAAGAGACGUCAAUCGGGUCACAAGACCUCUCUUCAUCAAAGGAGUCGAGGAGCCGAACAAGUUCUGCGAAGGGAAAAGAAAAAGAAUUCACCGAUCGAGAAGACGACACUGAACCUACUUCAGUACGUGAAGAACGACUUGCAAAGGAAAAAGAGAUAAGGGAACAGUACACUCAAGGCAUCACUCAGGAAGCGGAUAAAAUUGAAGAUCGGAUGUCCCGCCGCCCUGUAAAGCCGGUCUUCAAGUAUUCUUGGGAAAAGUUCGUACCUCGAUCGAAAAGCUUGGAUAGUCGGUUGGACGGGCACAUGAACUUCUAUUCUCGAAGCGGACGCUGCAUGUCAGUGACCAGUUUGAACGAAUUGUCCGCUUAUGCAAAACGGAAGAUGGAACGAGGAAAAGAUAAACUGGCGUCGCACUAUCAAGAAUGCGUAAGUUUUGAAAAUUAGCGUCAACCUCAAAAUUUUUGGUAUGUUUUUCAGUUUGACGAUAUUCGGAAGAUGAACAAGAGUCAGUUGGAGAAUCAGAUGUUGAACAGUGUCGAUUUGUUCGACAAACGUAGCAAGUUGAAUAACUCUUCGAAGAAGGCAUUUAUAACAACUAUGCUGGUAAGUCAACGUUUUCACCGAGUCAGUUCUAGUAUGUUGAUUUUUCAGGAAUCUUGCAAUUUUGACAAAAAAGGAGGGCAGUGGAAGGACUACGGAGAAGCCACCAAAUUCAUCGAAAACGCCUGCUUCCUGAACUAUCGUGGAAGAAAAGUUCCGCAUACCUCUUACCGUCAAACAACUGACAGGAAUUAUGAGAAAGACAACGAGAUUAGACGGUUCGGAAUGGGCGUUUCUCCCGCUAUGGAACUUUUCUACGAGUUUGAGCAGUUCAAACUGAAGAAAAUGCAUGACGCGAGAGAAGCGGAGCACGUUGUUCAAGUAAGCCCGAUCAUUACCGACUACGUUGAGCAAAAAAUGUUUCAGGAACUGAAACGAGAGAGGGAGAACUACCAGUUCAGAGAGUUGAUCAACAGUUACCAGAAAGUGUUCCGCUUCCACGUUGGUCUCCUGGAGAAUUUUGUGAAAUUCUACGCCAAACACGUCUUCAAUCCUUACGCUGUCUACCACGCGGAGAGCAACGCCGACCUUUCUCAUCUCCGUUACUCGAUGGAAAACGCAAAAGAUCAGCUGAAUACAAUUGUCAACGCGAUGUUCAACUAUGAGCCUUUGAAUAGGCAGUUGGCAGAACUGAGACAAGUAUCGCAACGUGCUAGAGAUGAUGAGAUCCGAUUCACUGUUGCGCACCUUUCCAAAGAUGUGAUCGAAAAAGUAAGAUUACUUGAAAUUUUAUGCAAACAAUUAUAUGUUUUUAGGUUCGCUUGCCGAAAAUAGUUGAAGGUUUACCUGACUUGCCUUGGGUCAACGCUAAGGAAUUCAGAGAAUCUGUUGAAUUGUUCGCUUUCGAGGCUGAUGCCACCAUUCCGAAAUCGUUCAAUCAGGUAGUGUUCGACGAGACAGCCAAAUCGUUCGGUUUCGAUAUCGAAAACAUCCGCGACGACUGCCGUUCGUUACUUCACGGCAAACCGAAACUCUUCAACUACACCCUAAAUGCGAGCUUUGCGCAAAACUCCGAGUUGUGGACAAAUUUAAGAACAUUGAUGCCAACGGGAGAGAUCGACGAAAAAAUGGCCUUGUACUACGCACACCAAUCGCUGAUCCGUCUGUUGGAAAUUCUCAAGAUACGAUCCAUCUCUCUCACCAACAACGACAUAACGCGUUCUUCGGAUGUUUCCAAUGCGGUCAUGUAUUCCGGUAUCAUUUCCAACUGGAAGGAGGAAACGGAUGUCUGGUUCUCGUGUGAAAUGCUUAAGGAUCGUUACGACUCUGUCAGGCGAUUGAUCAAUUCCUACUCGAAGAAAUUGACGGAUCCUCAAUGCAUUGUCGAACCGAUUCGCAUCGGAACAGCCUACUACUUGAAUGAUGCGUGUUUCCUUGUGGCCGCUGUAAGAGAAGACUUCGUGCCGGUUCCUACCAAAUUUGCCGUGCCACCCUUCAGUUGUGUCAGGAACGAAAACGAAGUUCCGAUAGACUGUUGUAGCGAUAAUGGGCUCAGAAUAGUUCUGAUUGUAAGUUUCAUGAAAUAAUUAUUUUAAUUUUUAUUCACUUUUUUUCAGGUCAAUAGUGAGAAUGGAAAAGUUAGCAUUGUGUUCAAAUUAGCUGGCACGAUCGACAAAGACGAUCGCUUAGAGAUCGACACUCUUGAAGAGUACCUUUACAAGCCAAAAGUUAUGACGAAAGAAAUAUCCUUGAGCUACAUGGAUCGCUUUGAUCAAUUGCGGAAUUUAUUGAUUUCACACCAAGGGUAAGUGACAUUUUUCCUCCGUUUUUGUGAUCAUCUCAUUAUUUUCGUUUUCAGAGAACAAAAGUCCGUGUCUUUUCCACGAACUCCCCCUACUCCACAGCAGAUCUUGGCGACAUGGACCCCUAUGGAAAGCAGAAUGACGCCGAAAAACUCAAAAGAGUGGGACGUAGUCACCACUGUCACAAAAACAAGCAAAUUGACGCUCAUCCGAAGCAAGCAGAAUGUUUGA
Caenorhabditis sp. 36 PRJEB53466 is the source of this 11175-nucleotide messenger RNA. NCBI's taxonomy places the organism in Eukaryota, Metazoa, Nematoda, Chromadorea, Rhabditida, Rhabditidae. The record is from the annotation of a GenBank genome assembly.